This is a messenger RNA of Gamsiella multidivaricata, 4713 nucleotides long. RefSeq lists its product as uncharacterized. The transcript has 3 exons. The coding region runs from base 287 to 4621 and encodes 1444 amino acids. Gene Ontology annotation, molecular function: protein heterodimerization activity. The record is from RefSeq and is a predicted model, not a curated record. Lineage: Eukaryota; Fungi; Mortierellomycota; Mortierellomycetes; Mortierellales; Mortierellaceae.
CACACAUUAUUGACGCCAGCUCAUCCAUAACUUCGCAACAGAGGUGCGCUACAUCGCCCAAAAAUUCGCCAAUGCGAUCCUGGCAGAUGCAUCCCCAUAUGUUAUCUCAAACGACGGUCUUCAGGCUCUGAAUGCGUUCUUGGACGAGCUCCUUUUCAUUCUGAUCGAUACCGCCAAGGGACUUGAGACCAGCCGCAUCAAGGCUUCUGUCUACCAAACAUUCCCUACAGCGCUCGGCAAGAAUGCCAUUGUCGAGGCAGAACUAGAGGCCAAGAGCUAUAUCGACAUGGGAGGCAAAGAUACCAGCAAUCACAUGGGCAGCUCGGGUCAAUCUGGCACCUCUGCUAUGUUCAAUGCAGAUUCGGACGAAACUCGCGUCGAACAGGUGUUUGAGCAGUUCCGCGCCAAAUGCCAGUACUACAGCAAACUGGGCGAGCGCCUAGGUUCACCCGCCGGAAAUCCCAACAACGCAAUAGUGGUUCCCACAUUGAUUGCCAUCUAUGUCACAGCCGUACUGGAACAUGUGGCCGAGUACGUGCUCCAGGUUGCCUCGACCAUUGCAGAUCGGCAGGAUCAUGCGGACAUGGUCACCGUUCGUGAGGUCUAUGUCGCUUUGCAGGAGGACCGGCAGAUCGAAAGCACCUUCGAGACCAUGAUCUUGAAGAACCAGCUCCAGAAACGUUUCCGCAACUCGCUCAUCAUGCCAGGAACGGGCUCUAAACCUGAGGAAUCGACGCCUGCAACUGUUAAACGAUCGGGAAGCUGGGGAAAGCAGCUGCGACUAGGAAAUGCAGACAAGCCAAAACUGGAUGUUCAGCUACCCACGGACGUGGAUGAGGAUGACAUCCCUAUCGAUCCUAAUCGUCCUCAGUUUGGAGACUGGGACAUGCCUCCAGAUGAGGAGAGCAAGAUGAAAAAGAAGAAUGACUUUGAGAUGCUGUUCAGUUCUGGAGAGACCAUGAAGGUGUCGCUCACACCCAACCGUCUCCGUACGAUCGAAGUCCACCGCAAGGCUGCAGGACCAGGAGGCAACGUCGCGACCCGGUCUUCAUCUCGUGCCGCUUCUGUACUCGGGGGAAGAGAAGGCAAAUCCCAUGGUCGUCGACCUAGCAAUAUAACGGGAGCAAACAACAGCAGUAACGGUCCUUCGUCCCGGAAAAAUAACCAUGGCGCCUCGACAACGGAUCUCCACGCCCCUCCUCCCUAUGUCCCAGCAACACCAAGUGUACCCACUAUCCCUGCCAACAUUGGCGUCUCUCAGCCCAUCGUCAGAAAGCAAGGUCAGCAGUCUACCUCGACAACAGAACCGCCAGUCACCUCGCUGCCACAACAGCAAGCACAACAACCAAGCAGUCAGCCGCCAGAAUACUAUGGCCUCGGCAUUGCAGAUAGUAGUGCCAGGAAAACGAACCAACAGGACAAGAUGGAAGAUGUACGAGGCUCAACAUCAACAGCUGAAUCGCAGCUCACAUUGUCUACCGCUGGCGGCUCGACCAUGGCACCUCUCUCGCCUGUUACAUCCCGCAGCCCUGUUUCGCUCUCUGGGGUCCGACAAGGCGAUGGCAGCUCAAAGACGACUGUGCAGGCCACGAAUGAAUUGGCACAAUUCUUGAGCAAUUCGUCCCCCAAGACAUCAUACUCAGAACAGGUUGUUCAGAAUGAGCCGCCGAUGACUCCUACCUCAGAGACCGGCAGCAUGAAGAAGGAAAAUCCAAUUAAGAGCUUUAUGGGCCGUCUGGGUCGUAAUUCUAUCCAACGGACAUCAAUGGAUAGCAACAACAGCAAUGCUGCCAGCUCACCCACCUCUAUCCGAAGCUUUACUAUUACAGGCGGUGCGUCAGAGUCGACAAACGGUAGUGUUUACAGCGGACAUUCGGGUCAGACAUCAAUGACACCCUCAACGCCAACUCCACCAGCAUCUCAUCAUUUGGAGCGCCAAGGACCAUCUCUAAGCGCCUACGACGCUGCUCUGCAGCAGCAGCAGCAGCAGCAGCAGCAGCCCAUGGCUGUGGCACCAAGCAGGGUUCUUUCCCAGGACUCACGUGCGAACUAUGUCGCUAACUCUGGAUUCCCAAUGCCUCCCGAUACUAAUAACCGCGGUAUGAGCACAUCGACCAACACCCCCCCCUCGUCUUUAAGCAGGAAUGCAGGCAUCCCGCAACCAACCAGCCCAGCCCCCAUGCAGUACCCCAGCAGCCCGACUCCUCACUCACCUGUGCAGUCCUCUCGACCCAUGAGCCCCGAGAGCGGCAACAACGGUAUCCCCAUCCCAUCGCGCAACGCUUCUCUGGGCCAAGAUGUCGCCUCGCCCACUAAGGCAUCGUUCACCAUUAACACCAACAACAGUUACGACUCUACCCAACGCUCAGGAAUCGAGGCCGGUCUUCCUCGUCCUCUUUCCCCAAGACCCAACUCCCCCCGCUCCAGUUCUCCACGCCCCAUCCCCUCUCGUCCACGGUCACCCCUUCAGUCGCCUCAGCACCAUUACCGCAACAAUCCUAUGGAUGGACAAGCAGCGCCAUCAACCCCUGGCGGUAUCAUUUCGCCCUCGCCAUUGUCGUACUCGAUCUCCUCUUCUGGCGCGAAUGUCAGUCCCUCAGGCAGCAGCACCAGCUUGAUCAUGCACGGUAAAGUGUCGUAUAUACAGGAGCGACUUUCAAAGACGACCCAGCAACCAACGCAUGGAUUCAAAUCUCAGGAUCAUUUGCAGAAUCAUCCAAAUCGCAUAUCGCUGGAGGGUACCAUCCGAGCCAAUCCGUUCUAUCAGCAGGAUCGCAAUUCCUCGGUGCGCUCGAGUCUUGCAGACCUAUCGUCCUCCUCUAGCUCGAGUAUCAAUUCUACAGAGAUCGCGACGCACGGUUUGAAGAACACGGGUGCUUCGCCCUCGGCUCUUGCGCAAAAGAUCGAGGCUUCAAGACUGGCAGCAGCAAGCAGUAAAGCACCCGCUUCUGCGUCUGCAAAUUCAGCCAAGGCACCGGCUGCGUCGUUCACGAGUGAUUCUGAGGUUGACAGGGACGUUAUGGACUCGCCCGCUACCUCGCCAGAGAUGGACACCCUGAAAAAUCGUCUGCCCUCUGCGACCACGAGAACUCUGACGGCCGCAGCUGUGGCUGCCAAACAACAAAACAAUCAGUUCAAGGUCGGUGACGCGACGAACCAGGAGCAGGAGCAGGAACAUGAGGAUGGACAGGUUUCUUCGACCAGGAAGCGAUCGAGCGUCGUCUCCAUGAACGGCGCUACCAACCGUCAAUUCCACAUCUACGGAGACAAUAAACCAACUGUGGAUGAACAAGACGAGCAAGAUGAGCAAGACGAGCAGGACGAGGAAGACGAGGAAGACGAGGAGAAGGUGCCGUAUGUUGCCCCAGUCCCACGUAAUACCUCAUCUGCCAACCGCCAUUCUAUCUUCGUCGAUGAGGCUGCAGAUGCCAUGGAUGCGCUUUCAAGGGCGCGACACCGCCAGAGCAUGCGUCUUGAGAACGGGGACUCUGGACCUGAUGACGAAGAUGAAGACGAGGAGUAUGACAUGACCCAUGGCAUUGCCCCACCCGAGAAGUGGCACUACUCUGAGGAAGACGAGGAGGAGGAAGAGGAAGACGAGGAUGAUGAAGAUGAGGAGUACACCGAGGAUGGUGAGCGUAGACGCAAGAAGCACGAGUCGUUCAUGUCGGCCAAGAGUGUGCUUCACAAUGGCUCAUCAGUGAGCCUGGUGGGCAAUCAUGAUACCCAAGACGACGACGAAGAGGACGAGGACGAGGACGAGAAACUUCAGGAGCAAAUCAGGGAACAGCUGAUUCGAUCCCUGGACGUGCAACAGGCGUCGACUAGUAGCCACGAUUUGGCAUCCAGCGAACACACAUAUUUUGCCCCCGCUGUUACGUCCGAGGGCGACGGCCAGAACGGGGAGGAUGAGGAUGAGAGCGAGGACUCUGAGGAUCUGGAGGACAAUGACGACGAGGAAGGCCAGGACCGGAGGAUCUAUUUGCAACAGCUCAGGGCUAAGGAACGCGAGGCCCGUCGGCUGGCGCGACUGGCUGCUGGUGAAUCGGGAGAUAUCUCCAAGAAGGGCUCGUUGCGCAAAGGCAAAGCAGCUGCCUUAGCCGGCGACGCUGCCAGCAUCAUCACAGAGAGCUCAAUCAUCGCUGCGGGCACGAAGAAGAAGACGCUCAAGAAGGGCCACUCAAAGGAGAACCUUCGUUCGCAACAGGAUCGUCCACAGACCCCUACGACCCCGGUCCCGACCACGCAGGUGAUCCCCCUUACGCCUACGGAUUUGGUCCUAAUUCGCCAAAAAUUGUUUGCGGCUGGCAACUUCGAGGCAUCGAUGCGAAUGCUCGACACGAUCUUCCAUGCAGCUAUGGCGAAGAUGGUCGAGGGCCGCGAGCGUGGUGUUCAGACCGAACCUGUUUCAUUUUUGGAGGGUGCUGAGGUUUCGGAGGAGAUCCAGAAGGCUGAGAAGAAGGAUAUUUCCACAUCGACCUCAACAGCAGCCGUAACCGAGCAGAACCAAUCCCAAAAGCAACUCCAAUGGGUCACUGUCCCUGCAGAGCAGGUCCCAGCACAAGUGGAGGAUGAUGACGAUGAAGAUCGCGUUGUUGAAUGGCUCCUUGGAGGCGUCUAGGCGUCAUGAAAGACUUCCGUUUUCAAUAGUAUCGUCACACGUAAUAUAAUUUCUAUACAUAUUUGAUGAUUGCUGAAUAAACAUUUAUGACC